This is a messenger RNA of Cornus florida, 1220 nucleotides long. RefSeq lists its product as uncharacterized. The record is from RefSeq and is a predicted model, not a curated record. Gene Ontology annotation, molecular function: protein binding. The transcript is spliced from 3 exons. NCBI's taxonomy places the organism in Eukaryota, Viridiplantae, Streptophyta, Magnoliopsida, Cornales, Cornaceae. The coding region runs from base 79 to 987 and encodes 302 amino acids.
CAGAUCUACACAAAAAUCUUAAGGAGUAAAGGCCUCAGUGAGUGCUUAGAGUAAACAAAAGGUCUAAUAAUCUCAACCAUGAAAGCGGUUCUUCUCCGAACUGGUUCGGUCCCGAAUCUCUCAAUCCAACCCUCAUUUGUUCCCGGCUCACCGCGAGUACCUCACUUUGAUUUGUACGCCGAGAAGAAAAAGUCGGUUUCUCCGAAGAUUUCGCUGCAUUUGGAGAUCAAUCGCCGCAACGAUACCACUCCGGUGAGGAGUAUUCGGAGAGUGAUGUCAGAAUCUGACGUGAUCAGGUCGGAGAGUGAGGUUUCCGGCUGUUUCUCGAGACUCAGUGCUGCGGGAUCUAGGUCCUUCCCUGUGAGAAUACCGGAGGAGGAGUACGUGUCGGACGGUGAGGACGGCGUAGGAAGUGUCCGAUCAUUGUUUGUAACGGAAAGAGGAUCCGAUCGGAGGAAUUACGCCGGGGACUGGCCGGAGGGCGGGAUUCCUGUUGAGGAAUUAGGGUUUUCCGGCGGUGGAAUAGGUAAAGGAAGGAUUCCUGGCGGUGGAGGCGGCGGCGAUGACUUUGAAUUCGGUGCUUUCACCGGCGGUGAAGCCGAUCGCAGCAAGAUCAGUGCGUAUUAUCUAGAGAUGCUGAAGUCGGACCCUACGAAUUUUCUUCUUCUUAGAAACUACGGCAAGUUCUUGCACGAGGUAGAGAGAGAUACAGCAAAAGCUGAAGAGUACUAUGGAAGAGCGAUACUGGCAAGUCCUGGUGAUGGAGAGGUGUUGUCUCUAUACGGAAAGCUGAUAUGGGAAACAGAGGCAGACGAAGACAGAGCCAAAUCUUACUUCGAUCGGGCUGUUCACGCCUCUCCCGAUGACUGUGUGGUGUUGGGAUCGUAUGCGCAUUUCAUGUGGGAAGCAGGGGGAGACGAAGACGAGGAAGAGGAGAUAGAGAUAGAAGGUAGUAAAGCGUCUCCGGCCAUGGUUGCAGCUUUCUAACAGCGAAGAAAGAGUUUGUUCAUCGACGCAGAGAAAGAGUGUAUCAAGUCUGACGAAAUCACUGUAAUGUUUUACUAACCGUUAAUGUAAAUAACCGGAAUAAACAAAUGGUAAGAUGAUAAGGCAGAGUGAGAGAGAAUGAUUAGUUGUUGUUUGUUUUUCCGUGUUGUUUGUAGUUUGUACAGUGUAACUGCCAUGGCAUAAAUGAAGUUCUAAGUUAUUUCUUUUUGAUA